AUGGCGAAUGGCUUGCAACGGCCAAAUCGGGCGGUUCAACGGCCAAGUCGGCGCCGCAUUGGUCACGUCGGGCGAGGCUGGCAGUGCAACAGCGUGACAUGUGCCAAGUCCCACCCGACUGUCCACCCGCCUAUGCCCCAUUCACCAGGCUUCACUCUACGGUAG
Messenger RNA from Bipolaris victoriae FI3, 165 nucleotides. RefSeq lists its product as hypothetical. Bases 1 to 165 code for a protein of 54 amino acids. NCBI's taxonomy places the organism in Eukaryota, Fungi, Ascomycota, Dothideomycetes, Pleosporales, Pleosporaceae. The transcript has a single exon. The record is from RefSeq and is a predicted model, not a curated record.